AUUUGCAGAGGUCCUGAAGUGUAAGUACAGCAAAGCGGAGGCAAAUAUAGUGAUUCUGAAAAGAUUGGGCGCCAUGGUUUUGCAUGGUGUUGAUGCGAAACGAAUGAGGUUUCACACUGACUUGAAGAACAGACGGUUUGAUCAUAUUGUCUUUAAUUUUCCUCGUGGUGGAUUCAGAGGAAAAGAGAAUGACUUGCGUAUGAUCGACUUGCACAAGGAGUUGGUGUGGGGUUUUUUCCGCAAUGCACGCCACAUUGUUCGGCAACUUGGUGAAGUCCAUGUUACCCACAAGUCUGGGGAACCAUACGGCAGCUGGGAUCUUGAGCACCUGGCCUCUGAGUCUUCUUUUGCUAUGGUUGACAAAGUUCCUUUUCAAAGGGAAGACUAUCCAGGUUAUAAUCAAAAGAGAGGAGAUGGUAAGAGAUGCAACAAACCUUUUGAUCUUGGUGCAUGUUGCACAUUCAAGUUCCAAAUCAGAAACUUGAAUAAACUGAAGCAAAUGAAUAGGAGGUCUCGUUUAAUCCCAAACCUUGGAGGCAACAACUUUCAUCCAGGCCAUUCGGUAACUGACAGGGGGGUAUUUCAUCCGGUUGCACCUGUUGAAGCAAGGUCUUGGCACCAUUUUUCUCCGCUAGCUCACACAGGAAGCAUGCUGAUGUCUCCACAGCCUUACACAGUUAAUCAAUGUCAAUGAUCCGGGAGAUGCGGUUCAUAUCCCAAGCCGGUGGUGAGCUCUGAUGGCAUUGCGGCUGGACCUUAUUUGCAUAAAUAGGAGAGUUGCCACCCGGUGGUGAGCAUGCCAGGCCCAUGUCUGAAUGAUUUGCCCGCUCAAGGUGGCAUUCCUCCACCUCUACCAAUGAGCAGAAUCCCAUCUCCUGAUCUCCUUGCACCUCGGGAGCAGCCUUGGUAUCAGCAGAGAACUAUUCUUGAUCACCUAGGAGUCGAUGACUACUUCUUUGCCCGGGAACACCAAAUGAGUCUGCAGAGGGAGUAUGAAAUGAAGAGGCAAGUCAUUCCAUUGGAACAUCGCCACACGGACAGGGAGUCUGUUGAGAAGCUAG
Molecule: messenger RNA, 1061 nt
Organism: Zea mays
Lineage: Eukaryota; Viridiplantae; Streptophyta; Magnoliopsida; Poales; Poaceae
Product: heavy metal-associated isoprenylated plant protein 41
Exons: 2
Coding region: 74-694 (206 amino acids)
Biological process (GO): rRNA base methylation
Cellular component (GO): cytoplasm
Molecular function (GO): rRNA (uridine-N3-)-methyltransferase activity
Source: RefSeq, a predicted model, not a curated record